Molecule: messenger RNA, 885 nt
Organism: Closterium sp. Yama58-4
Lineage: Eukaryota; Viridiplantae; Streptophyta; Zygnematophyceae; Desmidiales; Closteriaceae
Source: the annotation of a GenBank genome assembly
AUGUUCGCAAGAUUUCUGGACGGCUUUUUCAGCUCAAUUGGAGUCGCAAAAACGUUUUCCAUAAUUGGAGUAUGCUGGGGAGUUGGGCUUCUGUUGGAUUUGAGAUUUGACGCGUUCAACUGCACAACAGGUCCUGCAAUUGGAGGAUUGCUGUGCCUUCCUUCACAGAAAUAUCCAGAUGUUUUCCCACCAAAUGCCAUCUUUGACCGAUUUCCGUUUGCAUUACCAUGCCUGGUGGUCGCAACUGUUACAACUACUGGGCUUGUUGUUUCCCUGUUCAUGCUUCCUGAAACACGACCUCGUGUCAAGUCGAGAAAUGAAGUGGAGCUGGGCGUCACAGACAGCUUUGAGUGUUCUGAAGUGGAACAUUAUUGCAAAAACAGUGACGAAUCUCCGUCUUCAGUUCUCGAUCUUACUGAUGAUGACAAAUUGGAGCUAGAAGUUGGCGUGGACUGCAGAAAGCAGCUGGACUUUGAGAAAGAGGCUUUGCUAGCAGGAAGUCCAAAGGGAGUCAUGGCGACUUCAAGUGGUGGAGGCAGCACAACUUUAAGUGAUGAGCUCUUUCGGGUUGACACAGUCUGCUCCGUAUUGAUCUAUGAUCUUUUGGGCCUCGUCUAUGUGGCUUAUGAUGAACUGUUCCCACUCUGGUGCUUAUCUCGUUGGGACCUUGGUGGUCUUAACCUGGGAUCAAAUGAAGUUGGACUCGCUCAAACAGCUGGAGGGGUGUCACUGAUUCCAUUCCAGCUUUUCGUUGAGGGUUGUUGGAACAGAUCGCACAAAGCUUCUAAUCGCCAUAAUGUCUGUCCAGAUGCUUCGAAGCGUAGCAUCCCUGUGCUCCUUCACAUCUGUUUUCAUUCUUAUUUCGAACAGCGUCAAGCGUUCUGA